Molecule: messenger RNA, 1654 nt
Organism: Oncorhynchus masou masou (cherry salmon)
Lineage: Eukaryota; Metazoa; Chordata; Actinopteri; Salmoniformes; Salmonidae
Product: hydroperoxide isomerase ALOXE3-like
Exons: 7
Biological process (GO): linoleic acid metabolic process; lipid oxidation; lipoxygenase pathway
Molecular function (GO): iron ion binding; oxidoreductase activity, acting on single donors with incorporation of molecular oxygen, incorporation of two atoms of oxygen
Source: RefSeq, a predicted model, not a curated record
CUACAGCUGCAGCAGAAGCCUGCAAAAGACAACCCCAUCUUCCUUCCUACUGACUCUGAGUAUGACUGGCUCCUGGCCAAGAUUUUUGUGAGGAGCGCUGACUUUCAAGAGCACCAGCUCAACGUCCACCUGCUGCGCACUCACCUCCUGGCUGAGGUGUUCGCUGUAGCACUGCUGCGCAACGUGCCCAUGGUGCACCCCCUCUACAAGCUUCUGAUUCCACAUACCCGCUACUCCCUCCAGAUCAACCUCUUGGCCCGGUCAUUUCUAAUAGCUGAUGAAGGAGUUUUCACUCAGUUUGCUGCUUCGGGCGGAGAGGCGAUGAAUGAGAUCCUGAGGAGAUCUGUGGCCUCAUUGACCUACAGCUCCCUCUGUAUGCCGGAAGACAUCACUGCACGAGGUCUGGAGUCAGUCCCCAACAACUACUACAGGGAUGAUGGACUCAAGCUGUGGGACAUCAUCCACAGGUUUGUAGAGGAAGUGAUUCGUUUCUAUUACAAGAGUGACUCAGAGGUCCGGGAAGACCAGGAAGUACAGAACUGGAUCAAGGAUAUCUUUGACCAUGGCUUUCUGGCCCAAGAAUGCACAGGAAUCCCUCAGUCUUUCUCUACUGUGCCAGAGGUCGUCAAGUUCGUCACCGUGGUGAUCUUCACCUGCUCAGGCCAGCAUUCUGCUGUCAACUCUGGACAGUAUGACUAUGGUGGCUGGAUGCCCAACACCCCCAUCUCCCUGAAACAGCCACCUCCCACCACUAAGGGGCAGUCUACUGAGAGCACCAUGCUGGAGACCUUCCCAGAUGUCGGCACAACAGCACAGGGCAUGUCCACUAUGUGGCUCCUUAGCAAGCAAUCCACUGAUUUUGUGACCCUUGGCAAGUACCCAGAGGAGCACUUCAAUGAGAUACCACCCUGCAGGAUGAUUCAGAAAUUCCAGACGGAGCUGAAGGUCUUCAGCGAGACCGUCAAGGCCAGGAACUCUGGACUACCAGUGCCAUACACCUACCUGGACCCUGCUGUGGUGGAGAACAGCGUGGCCAUUUAGAUAAGCCAAGGGCCUAGACCAGGGUUCAGUUCAUUAGGCACUAAUUGGAAGAAAACUGAGGACCUAUCUGGAAUUUUCCAGUAAGGUUUAUUUUUGUUGUCCUUUGUGCAGCUUUUUCAAAUGUUUUCCAUUGAGUGCCCUGAUGAACAUGACCCAAUGAUUCUGGAGGCAUGCGCUAGUAAACAUGCUUCAAUCUAUAAAAAUGUUUUAUUGAGCAUGAUCAUUUUUGGGGCUUCAAUAAAUGAAUGUCUUAAUUCAAUCAGAUAAAGGGAAAUCGCACUGUGGGUUCAGUCAGAAUGUUAUUGCUGUAUCAGAAGUUUUAACUGUUAAACCAACACACCGCCACAUGGUGUCCCUCUCACAGACUAAGAACACUUGUUGAUGUUAUUAUUACCUUUGUACGUGUUAAUGGAUGUUAAGAAAUACAGGGUAUUUUUACAGAUUAAUUUCUGGUGCCAUAUAACUACGGACUACAGGGACUCCUGGUGAAAAUGAGCUCUCCUGCUAAAUGAUGUGACACUGAAAUGUUGAUGAACAAUAAACAAGUGUCAGAAUAAUAUGAGAGAACAAUAGGUGUGACUCUCAAUUACAAUUAAAAGCUAAUCAUUUUCUA